UUCUCUCGUCCCAAGCAAAUCUCAAAUCUCAAAUCUCAAAUCUCUCAGCUUGCAAACAAAUGGUCUCUCUCUUUCUCUACACAAAAUCACAGAAAAUGGAACAAAAUCUACCAGUAAUGGCCAAAAGGAUAUGGGAAACUGUACGUGUUCUCUUCUUCAUGCUGCGAAAGGGCAUAUCCAAGAGAAAGCUUCUGGUUGAUCUCAACAUGAUGCUUAAACGCGGCAACAAGAUUGCAACUAAAGCCUUAGGGAACCUCAUGUUCAACCACCACCACCACCACAACAACAACCACCAUGACCACCUCCCGGAUAUCUCCUUCUCUGCCCCACCCCACGAGUACGAGUUCAGCUGCAGUAACACCCCCAUGUACUCACUUCCUUUCCAUGUCAACAAGCGCCGCCACCAUAAUAACUUCUUCUCAUGUGCAUUCCACACGCCACCAACUCUUGAUGAUGAUGUUACGACCAUGAAUGCUGUGAAGCUAGCUUUGGACAUGCUAAACAAUAACAACAGUGAGGUGAUGGUGGAGGCAUCUCCCAUGCUGCCGGGGUUUGGCCAGAGCCCAAUGGUGAGGCAGCUAAGGAUAACUGACUCGCCGUUCCCAUUAAGAGAUAUUGAUGAUGAUGAUAAUGGUAUUGUGGACAAAAAAGCUGAGGAGUUCAUAGCCAGAUUCUACAAGGAACUGAGGCACCAGCAGCAAAAGCUAUCAGAGAGAGACCGAUGAGUUAUCAGUUUCGAUUUGCAUCUCUUCUUGGUGUGGUCGACAUAACAAUCAAAAAAAAAACAAAGAAUUGUGUGUGCAGUAGUCAAUGUUCUUGAUGAAGAUAAAAUUAUAAUUAAGCAAUGAAAAUGAGCUGUAUAUUACAGGGAAUUAUCAAAACUUGAUCCUGUAUAUGCUUGAUUAGUAAAUGAUCAAUAUAUGUCUGCUUUAUGGAUAUUUAAAUUUAUUUUUCUUUC
Molecule: messenger RNA, 958 nt
Organism: Manihot esculenta (cassava)
Lineage: Eukaryota; Viridiplantae; Streptophyta; Magnoliopsida; Malpighiales; Euphorbiaceae
Product: hypha-specific G1 cyclin-related protein 1
Exons: 1
Coding region: 60-725 (221 amino acids)
Source: RefSeq, a predicted model, not a curated record